Messenger RNA from Penicillium alfredii, 891 nucleotides. Its product is annotated as putative monosaccharide-P-dolichol utilization protein. Bases 1 to 891 code for a protein of 296 amino acids. Lineage: Eukaryota; Fungi; Ascomycota; Eurotiomycetes; Eurotiales; Aspergillaceae. The transcript is spliced from 2 exons. The record is from RefSeq and is a predicted model, not a curated record.
AUGGAUGCCCUUCAGAAGACCGUGCUGGAUCCUCUCCGGCCGCACCUCCAGCCCAUCGUGUCCGCUAUCCCCGAACCCGUCCAUGAUGCCGUCAUCUCCCUGAUCGGAUCACCCUGCCACAGCGCGCUGCUCCUCGAUCUCGAUGUCACCAAGGACCCUGCCUGCACGUCGCUCGCCAUCUCCAAGGCGCUCGGUCUGGCCAUUGUGGGCGCCAGUGCGGUGGUUAAGGUUCCGCAGAUCUUGAAGCUGAUCAGCUCUCGCUCGUCGGCGGGCGUGUCCUUCGUCUCGUACGCCCUGGAAACCGCCAGUCUGCUUAUCACCCUGUCGUACGGCGUGCGCAACCAGUUCCCCUUCAGCACCUACGGCGAGUCCGCCCUUAUUGCUGUCCAGGAUGUCGCGGUUGGCGUCCUCGUCCUGACCUUUGCUGGCCGGUCUGCUGCGGCGGCUACCUUUGUCGCCGUCGUCGCGGCGAGCGUGUACGCGCUGCUGUUCGACCAGACAUUGGUGGAUGCGCAGACAAUGGCGUAUCUGCAGGCUGGUGCUGGAGCUUUGGGAAUUGCCAGCAAGGCCCCUCAAAUUUAUACCAUCUGGCGCGAAGGAGGAACUGGUCAAUUGAGCGCGUUCGCGGUCUUCAACUAUCUUGCCGGGUCUCUGUCCCGUAUCUUUACCACUUUGCAAGAGGUUGACGACAAGCUCAUCCUGUACGGAUUCAUCGCUGGUUUCAGUCUCAACGUCAUCCUGGCCUCUCAGAUGCUGUACUACUGGAACAGCCCGCCACCCAAAAAAGAGACGACCCGCGCGAAGCCCGUGGAGAAGGCCCCUGUGGCCGAAAGCUCGGGAGUUUCGCCCAAGCCGGGCACGAAGACUCCCACCACACGACGUCGGGGUUAG